AUGCUACUUACUCCAGGGAUAAACCACAAUCUGGUGGAAGGUGACGUCGCUCUUUCAAAGAAGAGGAAUGCCAUGAAAUGCUGGAGCAGCUCCUGCAAAUGGAAAACGUCCUCCAAUGGACGGGUUGAAGUGCCCUACAGCCUCAGUGAUUACUUUUCAUUGGCAUCGAUGGAGGGAAGCAGGUGCUUUCUCUGUCUGGAUCAUGGGAUCAUUCAGCAUGAGCUCCUCCAUGCACUUGGCUUCCAUCAUGAGCACAUGAGGAGUGACAGGGACCGGUAUGUGUGGAUUAACUGGGAGAACAUCCCAGCAGUAAGUGCUCACAACUUCCACAAAAAGGACACCAACAACUUGAACAUGCCCUAUGACUACUCUUCUGUCAUGCACUAUGGAAGGACUGCCUUCGCUUCAGUGUAUGGAGCAGAUACCAUUACUCCCAUUCCAGUUUCCUCCGUGCUGACUGGACAGAGGGAUGAGAUGUCUGAUAUUGAUAUAUUCAGGGUCAAUAAGUUGUACAAUUGCAACAUUUGAGAGGAAAUGAAGACAACUGCCUUUAGAAGAUACCAUAUCUCCAGAACCCACUGAGUGACAAUGUCAGUCAUCAUAUUACUGUUUCCUUCAUGUACAGAUCCUGCCACUUUAAUAAAAAAAAAAAAAUGAUGCGUCCA
Molecule: messenger RNA, 665 nt
Organism: Labrus mixtus (cuckoo wrasse)
Lineage: Eukaryota; Metazoa; Chordata; Actinopteri; Labriformes; Labridae
Product: high choriolytic enzyme 1-like
Exons: 5
Coding region: 1-528 (175 amino acids)
Biological process (GO): proteolysis
Molecular function (GO): zinc ion binding; metalloendopeptidase activity
Source: RefSeq, a predicted model, not a curated record